Molecule: messenger RNA, 515 nt
Organism: Portunus trituberculatus (swimming crab)
Lineage: Eukaryota; Metazoa; Arthropoda; Malacostraca; Decapoda; Portunidae
Product: U6 snRNA-associated Sm-like protein LSm5
Exons: 3
Coding region: 62-370 (102 amino acids)
Biological process (GO): mRNA splicing, via spliceosome
Cellular component (GO): U4/U6 x U5 tri-snRNP complex; Lsm1-7-Pat1 complex; U6 snRNP
Molecular function (GO): RNA binding
Source: RefSeq, a predicted model, not a curated record
AUGACUGAAUACUGCUUUUGUUAUUGCCACAUAUCUCAAUAAUAAGUGAAAAAAGUGUAUUAUGUCAUCUUUGUUUACACAGAUUGCAAAGCUGCACAUCCCAGCCAUGGCCGCGCCGAACCCCUCAACCCUCCUGCCGCUGGAGCUGGUGGACAAAUGCAUCGGUUCUCGCAUCCACAUCAUCAUGAAGAGCGACAAGGAGAUCGUUGGGACUCUGCUUGGCUUCGAUGACUUCGUGAACAUGGUCCUGGAGGAUGUGACGGAGUAUGAGUCAACGCCUGAAGGAAGGAGGAUCACCCAACUUGACCAGAUUCUGCUCAAUGGGAACCACAUAACAAUGCUUGUUCCUGGUGGUGAAGUACUGGACUAAGCUUAAGUCUGUAGGUUUCUCUAAUACAAGCCUUUCUUCCUAUAGUAUGUGUAAGGCCAACACAUUUCCUCACUCUUCACCUUCCCUUCCAUUCUGUGUGUGAGGAGCGUUGGUGUCCAUUUGAUUAAAAGUACAAACACCAUCA